Molecule: messenger RNA, 1041 nt
Organism: Acaulospora morrowiae
Lineage: Eukaryota; Fungi; Glomeromycota; Glomeromycetes; Diversisporales; Acaulosporaceae
Source: the annotation of a GenBank genome assembly
AUGGAUUUAAACAAACUAUUCGCGUCGUUGCUUUCAAGUAGCAAAUAUCCCGUAGACCGUUCUUAUCAUAUUUCAAGUGGGAAUAAGGAAAUUGAUAGGGUAAUCAACGAAAUUCAGUGUAAAUACAUGGCAAAGUACCAAAACCAAUGGUCUUCGAGUUUCUAUAGAAACAGGAAUAUGGUGAUUUGCCCAAGGAUACGAUGUGAAAAAUACUUUCAAUGGUUUCCUUACGAGGAGUUGAAAUUCAUAAAUGAGAUAGGAAAAGGGGGUUUUGGUACGGUUUACCAUGUCUUGAAUAAUGAUUCCUUUGACUAUGCGUUGAAAUCACUAAAGGGAUCUAGAAAAUCAAGUAAAGGCUUUGUCGAGAGUGUAAACAAGAAAUCGAUAAUUCUUGGAAUCGCCUAUGGAGUGAAAGCUAUACACGACGAAGACAAGGAAACUGGUGAUCAUCAAACGUACAUUAGUGAUCUAGGGGUGUGUAAUCCGGUAGACGAGAGGCAUACGCGUAAACUAUAUGGUGUUUUACCAUUUGUAGCACCUGAAGUACUUAAAGGUUCUGAGUACACCAAAGAGUCCGACAUAUAUAGCUUAGCUAUGCUAAUUUGGACCGUGAUCAUGGGAAGAAAACCUUAUUCUGAUUGCUCACAUGAUAUUUACCUGACUUUGGAGAUCUGCUCGGGACUACGACCAGAAAUCCCUGAAGGUACACCAUACGCGCUUACCGAUUUGAUUAUGCAAUGCUGGGAUUCAGAUCCAACGAAACGACCUAACAUUCACGAGAUCAUAUUGAUACUGAAUUGGGUUCCAUUCUCAGAAGGAGGUUUCAUUGGAUCUGGAGUUGAUUCAAUUCCGCAGCAUCAAGAGGCUAUUUAUACAAGUCACCUUUUGUAUUCUUAUGACGAGGGUAGCGAGUUCGGAGAGUUAAUAGAGGAAUACGUGAGAAAAUCAAGAGAAAAAGAAAUUGAAGAGGAUCCUGAAGAUUUUGUGGAGAUCGUCAAUUUGAAUGGAUUUGUCGAAGGAAAGACCGUACCUAGAAUUUAA